AGAAUGAAAUUGAUUUAGAGUACGUAAUGUACCACCAUACUAUAGGUUGUGUGUGUGUGUGUGUGUGUGUGUGUGUGUGUGUGUGUGUGAUAUUUGCCUUUGAAACAUUUUUGCAUUGACUAAUAGCAUAGCUAAGUGGUGCCGCUCUGCACUGUCCUAAUGGCCAAGCAUGAUGUUGAAACUUUAACUGCUUUGGGCUGACCCAACAUCACACUCACUGGUUUGGGGGCUGUCUAGACACCACAGUCAAUUCUGUCUCAGGUUCCUCAGCAACACAAGACAAAAUCCAGGGAGACCAGCCAGCACAAAGUGGGCAUAUGAUUGGACAUAUCAGCCAUGCGGGACAGAGACCACGGCUGGAAGUUCAGGAGGAAAUGUUGUAUUGUGUACAGCAUAAACACCACAGGUCUCAGUUCUCAAUGAUGAACCCCCUGCAUGACCACCAGUGCUGCCUGCUCCUGUUCUUUCUGUUUGUACAAGUGCAUUUUCUUGCAGGCACAAAUGUGGACUUCAGAGUUUUACAAUCACCACCCAAUUUAACUCUUUCCAAGGGAGAGACUGCAGAAAUGAAAUGCUCUUGGAAUGGGCCAAAAAACAUCAGCCGAAAGGGAAGCUGGUAUAAAGAUAAAACGAUUGAGAAGAUUUCCUCAAUCUCCAAGAGGACAAUUAUCUUAUCUCAAAACAACUCAUCAACCCUGGUCAUUCACAAUGUAUCUAGUAAUGAUUCAGGUUUAUAUGUUUGUAAAGUUAUCCAAGAUAUACCGAAACUCAUUACAAACUUUGGAAAGGGAACACAAUUAACAGUGAAUUCACAAACUAAAACCUCCACUGAGAACCAAGAGGGUGUUGAAAACCCUGAAAACGAUAAAAAUGGACUUCCACUUCAACUCACAGUGUCUUUGGCUGUUGUUGUCGGUCUACUGGUGUUCAGUGCUCCUUUUAUUAUCUGCAGAUUAAAAAGAGCAGGAAAUAAUGUGAUCAGGGAGGCACCCAUCGAAAGUGAGGAGCACAGAGAAGAAGUUGAGUCCAGCUCUAACUCCUCCAGGGGUUCAACCCAGUGGUGUCAGGUUCCUGUGUAUGAAGCUUACUUUGACCAUCGGAGAGAUGGGGAGGAUGGCUGAAAAGGAUUCAACAUCACAGAAGAAAUAUUCCAUACAUUAUUUGCUGUUGAAAUUUUUUAUAUGGUUAAAUUAUCAUCCUACAGUAUUAUUACAUAAUCUGGCAGUCAUUCUUGAGGCAAGGGACACAACAUGCUGUAAAAAUAACUGAUUCAAUUCAUUUAUACAGCGCCAAUAUGUUUCCAGGCACUUCACAGUGCACGGUUUGAACUGAAACUCGCUAGAGCACACAUUAAGAUGAUUGAGGCAAAGAAAAACGUUCCCCCCCUUUAAAAUGAAGAAACCUUGAGCAGAACCAUGCUGAGUAAGAGAGGGAGUCCUACAGUGUACAGAAAGGGCAUAGUGGAGACCGGGGCUGGUUGGAACACUUUUCACUCUCGGCUAUAUUUCUCCGUCUUACAGUGCGUUGAAAUUGUCAAGUUGUGAUUAACUGAAAGCUUGGGAUCUCAGCUACAAAAUGUAUACAUUCAAUGUCAACAAAUUAUCCCUUGUUUUGAGUUAUAUAUGAUUAAAGUGGUGUUGUGCACGUGUGCCAACCUGCCCCAUGCACGGGGUUGGUUGGCACAGUCGGGGUUGGUUGGAACACCUAUGUUAUAGUCCUUUGCAGUACCCCUUUUGCUUUUAUAUAUUUUUUUGUUAUUCAAUUUCUUUGUGAUAUAACAGCUCCAUACAGCUCUAUGUUUUUCAUUAUUAAUCCUCCAUGACUUCUAUAAUCAAAAAUAUGUUUUAAUCAGCUGUUGCUAACUGGUGGUCAUGUUUUGUGUCAUAAAUAAAAGCUGACAAAAAACUAA
This is a messenger RNA of Alosa sapidissima (American shad), 1909 nucleotides long. RefSeq lists its product as uncharacterized. The transcript is spliced from 6 exons. Bases 318 to 1121 code for a protein of 267 amino acids. Gene Ontology annotation, biological process: B cell receptor signaling pathway; B cell differentiation. Gene Ontology annotation, cellular component: external side of plasma membrane; B cell receptor complex. The record is from RefSeq and is a predicted model, not a curated record. Lineage: Eukaryota; Metazoa; Chordata; Actinopteri; Clupeiformes; Clupeidae.